Molecule: messenger RNA, 1705 nt
Organism: Cladocopium goreaui
Lineage: Eukaryota; Dinophyceae; Suessiales; Symbiodiniaceae
Source: the annotation of a GenBank genome assembly
UCGCCAUGGAGAUUGAGAUCGAGAUCCGCGCCAUCUCGGGAGAGCUGGAGAUGUCCUUCACCAUGUUGGACACCGAGCACUUCCGGGAUUUGCAGCAGCGCGUUAUUCAGCAGCUGACCUCUGAGAGGGGCCUGCCACGACUGCUGCUGGAGGGGCAAGCCUUAGAACCGCCUGCAAGGAGCUCCUUGAAGUCCCUGGGCAUCCUCCCUCCAAAGGGAGUUUUCCAACUGAUCCGGGUGCGACCGCCUGCGGAAUGCGUUUGUUCAUACCACGCGGCCAUCGGUCAAGAGGGUUACCAUGUGCACGACAGCUUCUUGCGACAGGUGCCAAGUGUGGAUCCCAAGGCCUUUUACAUUUGUUGGCGUAGAUCUUUUUCGGAGAAAGGAGGCAGCUUUCACGGGCACAUCAACUUGAUCCGCAACAAGGUCUACCCUACAGGUUGCAGUCUGCGAGAGGAGGUCGUGCUGAACACGACCAGGACUGUGGCGACUGCUCAUCAAAUAAAGGACCAGGCGAUGCUGUUCAGGAUGGAAGCCGAUUACUUGCAGCGUGGUCCUGCCACACUGGCACUUCUUGGUGGCAAGGCUUUGAUGAAUGUCGUCUCAUCCUCCGGCACAUCACAUCUACGUGCAAGCGGCCCCACUGUUGAGCUGGUGCUGGUGCAGCCUGGUCAGUCGGAGCGGCAGGUGAUGUGGAGACACGCGGAGGAUGAGAAGCUCAUGGCAGCGUUUGAAGGACGACUGCAGAUGCAGAAGUUCUAUGUGACCGAAGACCAGCGCACUUAUGCGGUUGGUUCCAGAACGAACCACAACGGAGGUCCUAUGGCUGGCCGAGUGAUUCUUCGAUGUGAUCUUGACUUGGAAUGGGGGAGACUGUCUUUCCCAGAAUGGGCAGAUGUAGAGAAGUGCGGCCCCCUUUCUGAAAGCAGCUCUGGUGGAUUUGCGGGUAGCGACAAGGAGGGAAAGCGCCUUUACUUCUUUGAAGAGCACUCAGGUUAUGAACAGCUGACGAUCUACAGCAUCUCAACAGAGACCUUGGGUGAGCGAGUGGAGGUGCUUCUCCCAAAGUUCGACUUCGAGAAGGAGAAUGGUGAUACGAAAUGGGUGGUUCUGGAUCCCAAGACGGAGGAUCUUUAUUUCCUCCACGACUUUGCCUUGCAAUAUGCCAGCCUGGCCACCGACGACGAUUCCGACGCGGAGGUGACAGAGGCGUUGGGCGGGCCGACCUGCAGCGUCUAUCGCGUGCGCUGCAAUCCUGACGCCGAGCUGGGGAGACGGUAUGAAUCCUCCAGCUACGACUUGAUUUGCCAUGUGUGCCUUGAAAUCGAUGGCUUCUCAGACUCCUUCUCUGUGGCGUUGGCUGCAUACGAUUCGGACCAGGAUUGCCUGGUCAUUUUUGAUGCCGGGGAGCAGUUGUGGCGUUUGCCCUUAAGAGAGGCAAGAUGGCAAGAUCCUUUGGAAGAGUGAGACUGUGGGCCUGUGGCCCGUGCGGCCCGUGUGGCCCGUGUGGCCCGUGUGGCUCAGGCUAAGCGCCGCCCAGUACAGUACGCGGGAAAGGAAUGGUCUGGUCCAGAGUGUUGCUCCGAGAUGCUGAGAAAAACAGCAUUUCAAGCAACUUCUAAAGCAAGCAGGAGCUGGUGGGUGCUUUCAAGUAUUUUUGAAUGCCUAUUUUCCAUCCUACCGGUACCUGCCAAAAUAUACAAUCC